GGGAGUAAUCAGUGCGAAAAAUAUAAAUACCUUCAACAUUAUUCGAACCGGCAUAGACGUGAUUUGUACCUAUAAUCAUCAAAAUGAAGCUGAUCAUUCUCAGUUUGGCAAUUGCUGCAGUGAAUUGUGCUCCUGCUAGCGAAUCAACUGCUGAACCAAUUCCAAUCGUGAGGUAUGACAAUGAAGGUGUCAACGCGGAUGGAUCAUAUCAAUGGAAUAUUGAGACUGGAAACGGUAUCAGUGCCCAAGAAAAAGGCCAAGUGAAAGUUGGUGACAAUCCUGAAGAAGCUGAACUAGAAGUUGCUGGAUCAUAUGAGUAUACCAAUGACGACGGCUCAAAAAUCCAGGUUUCUUAUAUUGCUAAUAAGGAUGGAUUCCAACCUCAAUCAGAUAUCUUACCAACACCACAUCCAGUUCCACCUGCGAUACUUAGAGCUUUAGAAUGGAUUGCAGCACAUCCCCAACCAGAAGAGAAACUUCAGUAGUGAAAAACAAAUUAAUGAAAAUUAUUUGUAAAUAACGCGUCCUGUAAAUAAAAGUUCUCAAUUCUUAUAAGAACUUCGAUUGAAUCAUCAUGAUAUAUUCGAAAAGAAACAGUGUAAAAUGAAUAAAAACAUUAAAUCUGUA
This is a messenger RNA of Leptinotarsa decemlineata (Colorado potato beetle), 627 nucleotides long. Its product is annotated as endocuticle structural glycoprotein SgAbd-8-like. NCBI's taxonomy places the organism in Eukaryota, Metazoa, Arthropoda, Insecta, Coleoptera, Chrysomelidae. Gene Ontology annotation, cellular component: chitin-based extracellular matrix. Gene Ontology annotation, molecular function: structural constituent of chitin-based larval cuticle. The record is from RefSeq and is a predicted model, not a curated record.